AUGUCUUCAUCCAAAAACUUCAAAUUCACCAAGAAGCGUGUUGCCGAGUCAGUCAGGUGUCCUACCGAUGUAGUCAAGGAGACUCUUUUUUUCUCGGACAAGUCGGUCGUUGUGACUGGUAAUGGUGAUAGUGGAUAUGGAGACAAGGAUGAUUUCUACAGUGAUGAUGUCGAUGAAAUCAAACCCAUGCUUCCUGUCCUGUCCAAAACGAACGGGCAAAGGACAUCGUUAGACAGAAACCAAGAAGUCUGGACAUACUAUUGA
This is a messenger RNA of Plenodomus lingam JN3, 264 nucleotides long. RefSeq lists its product as uncharacterized. The record is from RefSeq and is a predicted model, not a curated record. Lineage: Eukaryota; Fungi; Ascomycota; Dothideomycetes; Pleosporales; Leptosphaeriaceae.